AUGCAUGCAGGUACCCGUGGGAAGCUAACAAAUUGGCCCAGAGGUUUACCCUUGGGAUACCUCAACCAACUGGAACAGCGGUUGGCCGAGACUGAAUCAGCUCUUUACGGGGCUUUGAUGAGUCUUCGUUCACUCGGGCAAUCAACAUCGGUACAAGUUGCAGUAAAGUCAGACAAUGUUCCCAAACAAAAGGCAGCUCGCAUGGCAGAGUGGUCCCAACUACCACUUCGAGAACGAAUCGACAUGGAGCGUUGGCUAACGAUGAUGUCGGACCAAUUCACCAUCGAACCGCCAAGAGACGUUGUUCCCGAGAGCUCAGGGGAUCGGUCCGAAAUUCCCGCUACUCCCCAUCUUGAGAAAGAGCAAAGCUUGGGGGAUGAGCCUCGUGUUGGACGAGUCUUCAAUGCGUGGCAACCCAGGGACGGCGGGGUCAGUUCGGGAAGUCCAUACAGUCCUCACCAGUGCCACCCGAGGAUGAUGGGUUCCUUAGUUUAUUUCGGACACCCAGCUGUGGAAGGAUCUGAGGCGCUGCAGUCUCCAUCGGCUGGGAGUUCCCGACGCGGAAUGACUGGUGUCGAUGAUGUCGGUCUUCCGAUGGAUACAGAUGCAGUUGCAAGUGGGGUGGAGACAGGGCAAUCAAGCAAGGCUGACGAGCUAUCACACAAUAAUCCGAGUCUAUACUUUUGA
Messenger RNA from Penicillium paradoxum, 687 nucleotides. RefSeq lists its product as uncharacterized. The transcript has a single exon. NCBI's taxonomy places the organism in Eukaryota, Fungi, Ascomycota, Eurotiomycetes, Eurotiales, Aspergillaceae. The record is from RefSeq and is a predicted model, not a curated record. The coding region runs from base 1 to 687 and encodes 228 amino acids.